AUGGGUGGCCUUGUCACCCGCGGCGCCGCCGCCUCCACCCACGGCCGCGUCGCCCACGGAGGCGCCACCAACGGACACGUCGCCCACCACAACGGCACCCACGGCGCCGCCGGCGUCGCCCUCCCCGGCAGCACCCGCGUCACCCGCCUCAGCGCCAGCCGUCACGGUGCCGCCCCGGGCGAGGGCGGGGGACGCUGGGGGUCCCCGUGGGGCGCGGCCGCGGCACCCAAACGCCCCGGGGAGACGCCGGGUCCUGGUGCCAAACGGGCGCGGCUGGAGGCCACCGGUGACGAGGGCGACGGCACCGAGGACGACCCGGAUGUCAAGCCGGGCCGGGCGCCGCCGCGGGAACUGGUCGACAUCAAGGAGGAGCUCGACGAGCUCAGCGACGGCGGGAGCUUCGGGUCCCCCCCGGGCCCGUCGCCCUCCCCCGGCUGCAGCCCCCCCCCGAGCGACGGCACCCUCGGGCCCCCCUGGGCCGCCUGCGCAGGCCCCCCGCCCCUCCCCCCCCGGCGCCCCCCUCCCCCCCCCCCCCGCCCCCACCUGCGCUUUGAGAUCAGCAGCGAGGACGGGCUCAGCGUCAGCGCCGACACCAUCGACGGCGCCUGGCGCGCCGUCAUCGAGAAGGUGCAGGAGGCUCGAGCCAACGCCCGCCUCGGGCACCUCUCGUUCGCCGGCAUGAGCGGGCUGCGGCUGCUGGGGAUGCAGCACGACGCCGUCGUCUUCCUCGUGGAGCAGCUGCCGGGGGCGGGGGCCUGUCGGCGCUACCGCUUCCGCUACCACCCGCGCCGGGACCCCCCGCACCCACCCCCCCGCAACCCCUCCGGCUGCGCCCGCGCCGAGCUCUACCUGCGGAAGUGCACCUUCGACAUGUUCAGCUUCUUGGCGUCCCAGCACCGCACCCUCCCCCAGGGCCCCCCCCCCCGCGACGAGGAGGAGGACGAGGUGCAGCUGAAGCCCACCCGCCGUGCCACCAGCCUGGAGCUGCCCAUGGCCAUGCGCUUCCGUCACCUCAAGAGAACGGCCAAGGAGGCCGUCGGCGUCUACCGCUCGGCCAUCCACGGGCGGGGCCUCUUCUGCAAGCGCAACAUCGAGGCCGGGGAGAUGGUGAUCGAGUACUCGGGCAUCGUCGUGCGCUCGGUGCUCACCGACAAGCGCGAGAAGUUCUACGACAGCAAGGGCAUCGGCUGCUACAUGUUCCGCAUCGACGACGCCGAGGUGGUGGACGCCACCAUGCACGGCAGCGCCGCCCGCUUCAUCAACCACUCGUGCGAGCCCAACUGCUACUCGCGCGUCAUCCACGUCGACGGGCGCAAGCGCAUCGUCAUCUUCGCCCUGCGCCGCAUCCUGCGGGGGGAGGAGCUCACCUACGACUACAAGUUCCCCAUCGAGGAACCCGCCGCCAAACUCCCCUGCAACUGCGGCGCCAAGCGCUGCCGCCGCUUCCUCAACUAGGCCCCGCCCGGGGGGGGGGAGGGGCGCGGGG
This is a messenger RNA of Phalacrocorax carbo (great cormorant), 1486 nucleotides long. The record is from RefSeq and is a predicted model, not a curated record. NCBI's taxonomy places the organism in Eukaryota, Metazoa, Chordata, Aves, Suliformes, Phalacrocoracidae.